Cydia splendana is the source of this 621-nucleotide messenger RNA. It is a transcript of the gene Arpc5, whose product is annotated as actin-related protein 2/3 complex subunit 5-B. Gene Ontology annotation, molecular function: actin filament binding. Gene Ontology annotation, biological process: cell migration; Arp2/3 complex-mediated actin nucleation; regulation of actin filament polymerization. Lineage: Eukaryota; Metazoa; Arthropoda; Insecta; Lepidoptera; Tortricidae. Bases 94 to 546 code for a protein of 150 amino acids. The record is from RefSeq and is a predicted model, not a curated record. The transcript has 3 exons. Gene Ontology annotation, cellular component: Arp2/3 protein complex; cytoplasm; actin cytoskeleton.
ACUAAGUGAAGUUUACAUUGCACCUAUCAUCAGUUUUAUUAUUAUUAAUCUAAAUAAUAACAGUCACCUGCUUGAAGUGUAAGACGAGAUAACAUGGCUAAAAAUACCUCCAGUUCAGCUUUCCGAAAAAUAGACAUUGAUCAAUACAAUGAAGAUAACUUCAAAGAGGAUGAAGCCGAGCAAGCUAUGCCCGCUGGCCCCGACGAGGGGGAAGUCUCUGCAUUAUUGAAUCAAGGAAAAUACAAUGAAGCACUCAAAACAGUUUUGGACAAUGCACCAUUAGGGUCUUCCAAUCAACAAGUAAAGGACAAUGCCCUUACACUCACAUUAAAAGUGUUGCUCGCCAUUAAAUCUGCACAAAUUGAAGAUGCCGUAGCAAACCUAUCCCAGGAUGACAUUGACAUACUGAUGAAAUAUAUCUACAGGGGCUUCGAGUACCCAUCCGAGGGAUCCAGCGGGCAUCUGCUCCUUUGGCAUGAGAAAGUUUACAAUGUGGGUGGCACUGGCUCCAUAGUGAGGGUCCUGUCCGACCGUAUGAGAGUUUAGACCAAAAGACUAUUAAUACUUACCUAUCAUUCUAUAUGUUUAUGUAAAUUCUUAAUAAAUUUUAUUUUAUCUCUU